AUGUCAAUCGAAGUCGACUGGGCAGCUGCCACCUCCGGCCCGGACGGGGAAGCCCUGGCAGAGCGAAUCCGGUCCUUCGUACAUGACAAAUUCCAGGAGAUCACGCUCCCGCGCUUUAUUCGCUCGGUCCAGGUCCACUCCUUCGAUUUCGGGACCAUCGCCCCAGAUCUCGAGAUAAAAGACAUCUGCGAACCGUUCGCAGAUUUUUACGAGGAAGACGACGACGAUGCCGACACCUCCGUCGCCUCAGAGGAGCUCGGGCAUGAGCUCCACGAAUCUCCAUACGAAGACGACAUGACCUACAAUCCAACCGCGCAUAGCCUCCAUAAUUUCAGUCACCAUCCAUACCCCGGCGAAGGCUUCCAGCCAUCUGCGCUUCGAUCCCCACUAGGCGACCACCUUAACCCGCAUUUCAUGCCACGCGCCAGUACACCAGGAAUCCCCGGCGGUACAUCAACAUUAGGAUACCACAUGCGGUCCCUGGGCGGCCUAUCAGGCACCCAGACACCCCUUGCCGCCGUAGCAGGUGGCACUUCUUUUGCGAGCGGAUGGUCAGAUUCGGGUAUGGGUGUCGGACCCAGGUCCCAAGCAGCCCGCCCUGCUGGACCACAUCACCUUGCGGAACCAGACCUGGAUACCACCAACUCCACCUCCAGACCCUCGACCGCAAACACACUCCCCUCCCAUCCUUCCCUUGGCCACUCCGGCAGCAGCGGGUCAAACCCGCAUACCAGCGACCCCACUGACGCGCCACAGCCCUCAAUAGAGACAUCAGACGACCCCGCCGCCGAGGGUCAAUCGCUCCCCAUCCCGCCGCGCAUGCGUGAACGUCGCCCAGAGGACUUCCAGGUGCUCUGCCAUGCGAAGUAUGCUGGAGACGUGCGCAUGUCCCUGACAGCGGAGAUCCUGCUUGACUACCCGAUGCCAAGCUUCGUGGGGCUGCCGUUGAAAUUGAAUGUUACGGGCAUCACGUUUGACGGAGUUGCCGUUGUUGCAUAUAUCCGCAAGCGAGUGCAUUUCUGUUUCCUUUCUGCGGAGGACGCGGAUGCCCUGCUUGGAUCUGAACAGUCUCAGGGUAGCCAAAAUCCCAGUGACGAUGGUCGGCCUCGGUCCGGGGGCGAUCAGAAGGAGAAGGAACUGAAGCGGCAGGGUGGGCUUUUGCAGGAGAUCCGGGUGGAUAGUGAGAUUGGUCGCAAGGAAGAUGGGAAGCAGGUCUUGAAGAAUGUUGGGAAGGUCGAGCGGUUUGUACUCGCUCAAGUUCGAAGGAUCUUUGAGGAGGAGCUUGUAUAUCCUAGCUUCUGGACAUUCCUGGUUUGA
Molecule: messenger RNA, 1317 nt
Organism: Penicillium mononematosum
Lineage: Eukaryota; Fungi; Ascomycota; Eurotiomycetes; Eurotiales; Aspergillaceae
Gene: mdm12
Product: ERMES complex subunit MDM12
Exons: 1
Coding region: 1-1317 (438 amino acids)
Biological process (GO): phospholipid transport; mitochondrion organization
Cellular component (GO): ERMES complex
Molecular function (GO): lipid binding
Source: RefSeq, a predicted model, not a curated record